Molecule: messenger RNA, 1947 nt
Organism: Penicillium salamii
Lineage: Eukaryota; Fungi; Ascomycota; Eurotiomycetes; Eurotiales; Aspergillaceae
Source: the annotation of a GenBank genome assembly
AUGGCCGUCAGGUCGCCGGUGUCUGUUCUACCGUUCCGCGACUCGAGCGCGUCCUACCACUCUUUGGUGCCAAUGUCUCUGAAUGGAUCAGUCCACGGGUCAGUGAACGGGUCGGCCACCGAAGAACAUGAGGGCAAUGAUGGCUCCCGCUUCCCUGAGACCAACAACUCGGUCGAAGAUGAAGACGACGCAGAAGAGACAGAUUGCGAAGGCUCUCCAAUACGUGCGGGGGCACCCCCGCAGCCAGAACUCACGAUCCAAACCGCCUGCUCCAAUCUGGUCGGACCCAACACAAGAUCGGACGAAGACGAAGCACCACAGUCUGUGAUCCAUGCUCCGCCCGGAUUCCAUGAUUUUGCGCCAAUGCAGACCACCUUCGAGGGAAUAGAAAACUCACAAUCGCCAUCAAUUAGCUCGGAGGAGCAAACUGAUACACUGAGCCUGACAGCGCGGACGAAAAAGGUAGCUAGGGUACAAGUCGUUGCGACGACAUCUGCUGAUCAUUUCAUACAGUUCAGCAGCAGCCCAAUAUCACCCCCACCAUUGACCACGUCCCUUAGUCUGGGCAGCGACUGUCCCGAGCGAGCAACGCCUCGCGCGCAAACAAGACAUGAAUUUGAAGAAUCCGAGCGACGCACUCGUUCAAGCAGCUUAGAAGGACUGACCAGCAAAGAAGCUGAAAUAAAGGCCCUGAGAGAUGCAUUGGAUGAAUGUUGGACACUAUGCAACACACUGGCCAAUCUCAGUUACAUCCAUCGAGAGCGUAUGCUCAAAUCCCACAAUGAUGACAUGCAAGAGGAUGCAUGGCGAUCAUGCUGGAGACUAUGCCAAAAGCUCUAUGACACACGCGACGAUGACUAUGCUACGCAAAUCCACCCUACUCUAGAUCUCUGUCGAGACUUCUGCCAGGCGCUAUUCGAAGCUCGAACCCGCGAUACCGAUGUCUCCGACUCGGUUUUACGGGUGAGCUUUGAACUGAACAACCAUUUAUACAACACCCAUGAUCGUAACCUCCCAGACGCGUUCCGCGAAAGAACAUUGGAUUUCUAUAUCACCCUGUGCCACCGGCUCAUGAAGCAGCGCACCCGUAUCACAGAGACAGACUCUCUACUCAGUUCCUGUUGGACACUAGCCGAAAUGCUGUUCAGUAUUCGACAGAGUAAGAGAGAGGGGAAGUCGCUGGACGAGGACCUGUUGGGUUCCGCGGUCCAAGCGUGCUGGGAGCUCUGCGAUCUUUUCCGGGAAGGAUGGACACAACAUAAUCUACGCAACUCGGACCGAGGCACGCCCCGCCCCAGUCAGACUACAUUCUCACAGGCAUUCUACCAAGCCUCCCAGCAGUCAGAAUUGGAUUUCGGCGACGAUCUAUUAAGUCAGCUUGGUAACCCAGAAACACCCACCACCAUUUUUGAAGAUACGGCAACCAUCUCACCGGACGAGGGUCCGAUCCCCAACAUAUUUGUCUUAGGAUACGAUAAGAAGCAUGGUACGCACAACAAGUGGUCAUCCAACGCUUCUAGUAUAUCGGAAAAGUCGAGAUCAUCAAGUCACACAGCUUCGUCCGCCAAUACCGUGACUACCAUAUCCGAGGAUCCAAAUCUCACACGAUUGAAGAUCCUGAUCACGAGAGCGGCCAUCAACGGUGGAUUCCAACGUGGGGGGAACCAAAAUCUCUCAUCAUUUGUCAAAUCCCUUCCUUCAGACGCAUUCGGCUCUGCUCCGUGGCAAAUAUCUUUGUUGAAGAAUUAUAAAAAGGCAGUUUCCUUCGACCCGGCGUUCAGGAACGUCGGCUUGCAGGCUCGAGUUGGGGCCCUCGAUGUUGCGCAUGCUUGUCAGGCUAUGGUACAGAAUGGUCAGUAUUCUUGGCUUCGUGACCUCUACCGACUUGUCUUCGGGUUUCAUGUGGAGGAAGCGAUGGGUCGCAAGGGUGUGGUAAUUCAGACCUAG